ACUGCGGCGUGCGGCCACGCGCAGAGUCACCGAAGGCAACCUGCCUACCACUACUUUUAGGAGCACUGUGAAGUCUGACUCUCGUAUGUGCAACUGUUUACUUCUUUUUCUCAGGCUGAUGAGGCACGGGACGCUUAAAAAGUGCCAUGUGAAUUCAUGUCGACUAGCGAUGCAUGCAGAAAGCACUGAAAUAAUGUCAACGCGUUCGAGAAUAAAUCCGCUGAGCACCCACUAAUUUACACUCAUUUAACCGGAGAGUACAAGUCCUUCAGAAGGAUAUAUGUUGGGUAAAGGGGCAAAACGGAAACUAGAUGAGGAUGAAGAGGGGCUGGAAGGCAAAGCGUUGGCGGCAGGGCCUGGAACGAUGGCCGACGGGCUCUCAAAGGUCUCCUACACACUGCAGAGGCAGACCAUCUUCAACAUGUCUCUGAUGAAGCUGUACAACCACCGGGCGCUCACCGAGCCCAGCUUGGAAAAGCGCGUGCUCAUCAACAACAUGCUGAGGCGCAUCCAAGAUGAGCUGAAACAGGAGGGCAACCUGCGGCCACUCUUCUUUCCUCCUUCCCCUCCACCCGACGACCCUGUGGACGAGGGUUUCCGCGAGGCACAGCCUGCCUUCAGCGUGUUGUCCAUGGUGGCACCGCCACUGUCCCAGUCCCCAGCACUUUCCGCUCCGGUCCUUACGUCGCCUUCGUCAGGGCUGUCAAACCCAGCACCUCUGGAGGCCUGUCUUACCCCAGCUUCGCUUUUAGAGGAGGACAGUGUCACGCUUUGCACGUCGCCCUCAUCUCCCUCUCCGCUCGUUCCUCCUCCUCCACCACCACCACCAACUCUACCCAGACUCCCUUCACCUGUGACCAGAGACAGUUUUUCUUCUGCCCUGGAUGAGAUUGAGGAGCUCUGUCCUUCGUCCUUACCUACAGCUACAUCUGUGCCCGGUGCUACCUCCCUCUCGUCCCUUACAGUAACCCUCCAAAUGCCGUUGUGUCCCCCCAGCUUAAACUCAGGGGCCUUGGACUCCAAAGACUGCAGUAAGCCUUGCAGCCCAAAGCUUGGAGGGCUGGUCCCGCUGCCCGAGGAAAGCUCAGCGGCCCCCAACGCACCAGAGACUGUUCCACCCAACAGCCUGGACAUGAGCACCUCACCUUCUGCCUUGUCCUCAGGCUUUCUGACAGACCUUGCCCUGGACGACAUUCUCUUUGCUGACAUUGACACCUCCAUGUACGACUUUGACCCCUGCACUUCAUCCUCAGGUGCGGCUCCAUCGAAACUGGCGCCCAUGGUGACGGCGGACGAGCUCCUCAAGACUCUUUCGCCCUACAGCGGUUCUGCUCCUGCCGUCAGCUCAAACCAACCUUUCAAAAUGGACCUCACUGAACUGGACCAUAUUAUGGAGGUGCUUGUAGGAUCAUGACCGGGUUUGGAAGGGAACUGGGGAAGAAAAUGCAAAACCAAUCAAAGAGUUUUUAAAUGGAAACUGAGAAAGAAACUAAAGAAUCACUUUGUGAGUUUUUGGAGUACAAUUUCUUUUGUACAGUUUUGUGUUCGUUUUGUUUUUAAAGACAAAGGAAAUUGUCCAUUUUAACUACUUCUCAACACUGUGCAUGCACUGUGCUUGCCUGUCCCAAAAAUGAACAUGAAGAAAUUUUAUGGAACACACUUUGGCCUCUGGCAGAUCCGAGUGCCUUCAUUUAUGACCACUUGGUAAAUUAAUGUUUGUUUGUCUUGUCUCGUUUUUUUCUCACAAUGUCUAAUCGAACAAGAUGAAUUAUCCGAGAAGUAGCAUCUUUCUUUCCCCUUCUCAGCAUACAGGUGCAAGAAUGUGCAACGGCAGCCCUAUUUUCAUAUUUUUCUUUCAUUUUCACAAAGCACAAAGAUUUUAAAAGAGGAACUUGGUUAUUUUGUUUGUAUGUGUUUCUAUCCAGAGCUGUUUUAUUGAUUUUUAGUAAUAUUCAAAAUAGUUUGUUAAUAUGUGGUCAUUUUUUCAUUUUUUUUAUUCAUUAAGGGAUAGUUCACCAUGUACUCACCCUCAUGUCCUUUCAAACCUGUAUGAGUUUCUUUCUUCUGUGGAACAUAAAAGAACAUAUGUGGGGGAAAAAAAUGUGUCCAUAUAAUGAACGUCAAUGGAAUCCAAUGUUGAUUUGCACCCCACUAAUUUUUCUUUAAAAUGCCUUUUUUUGUUUCACAGAAUAAAGUAAGUAGUGCAAGUUUGGAGUGACGUGAAGUUGAGUAAAUGAUGAUAAGAUUUUCAUUUUAAGUGAACUACCCCUUUGAACCUCCUUCAGUGAAACAUAUGAAAUGUACUCAUUUAUGGAACAUGCUUUACCAGGUAUUAUUUAUUCAUAGAUGUGUGUAGUGGUAAGAUAUUUACAGUCAACCAACCAAAUUUCUUGUGAUCUGCCAUAACGGCUCAGAUUCCAUGUGUUUACGUCUCAGCUGGCAAUGUAUUGUUUUACAGAUACAUUUAUUUGAUUAGCCAACGCUAAAAGCCCUUUAUGCUACAAAUAACUGAUGCAAUCAAUGCCUUCUGAUCAGUAAUAAGCAAACUGUCAACUUCUCUCAGGCAUUUCCUUUUUAUCUGAGUCAAGGCAUUGCCGUAACUUCCCUAUUUUGGCCUUUGGUUUGGCUUUAUAUCAUCACUCAGACUCAGUGGCUGGUUCAGUUUUAAUGCUACACUAAUGCACAGAAAGAGGGUCAAUGCAUGUCUCUAUGUGCAAAAAGGAAAAGACUGUACCACACAUGUAAGUUUAUGGUUGCUAUUCUGUUCAUUUUCAACUAUUUCCAUCUUCAUAAUCUUUUUGCCAAACAUUUCCUUCGUAUACAUCUCUCACCAGUACAACGGUACAUUUCUGUUAACAUAAUAAUGCAUGCAGGAUUAUAGCUCAUAAUUGUACAGAUGUCAGAUGAUUUGUGUAUGGUUUGGUCUUAUUUUAUCUUAUUUAUACCAUUGUUUGUUUGAGUUUUAUUAAUGGUAUCUGUUCAUGUUCCAGUCAGACUCUCUCUCUCUCUCUCUCUGUUGCCUUGCUGGGUUUCAGAGUCGUUUGGCCAGUAGGAAUGGUCUCAUUACGUUUAAGGGGAGUUUAUUGGGGGAGUUUAAGUAUGCACAAGUUUGGUGGGAGAGUAUUAUGCAUGUGUGUGCAAUAGACAGCACAGUAUAUUUGCUAAAAACACUUGCUAUAAGUCGAUCAGAUUGGUUGGAAGGAUUAUUUUACGUGCAGCUGACAGAAAAGGAAAGGGACCAUUUAUCAUAUCGCCUGUGUAAGUUUCACAAAGCUGUUUGUCGCACUAAACAAGCUAUCGUUAAUAAUGAUAGAUUUACAUACCGACAAAAACUGUGCAUUUUAUGCCUUCCUGGAAAGUGCAAUGUCAGUGAGGGAAGAAAACUUGUGAAAUGUGUAUUUUUAAUAAGUAUAUUAUUCAACAAAUAAGUGUGACCAUUAUUAAUCUGAGAUUUGAACUUCCCGUCACAGAGACCUAAGCUAGAGGUUCAAGAGAGAGAUUGUCUGAGAAUUAAAAAGCAUGAGUGAAUGAGAGCAGAGCGGACAAAACUAUGGAAUCAAAACUGAUUACAAUUUCUUAUAAGAUUUCUAGAUUUGGAGUGUUUGUUUUAAGUUAUUUAUUUUUUUGUUUCCUGUGUAAAUAUAUUUAUUUUUUAUUUUAUGCUAACAUCCAGAUUGUAAUUUGUACAGAAUAUGAGAUAGGAAUGUAUUAUGCUUACGGGAAUGUAUCACUGCUUAUUAAUUGGGGUGGAAGCCAUUUUUUUUUCAUCUUGUUUUAAUAAUGCAUUAUUUUUUGUUUAGUUUCUUGUAUUAUUAUUUGGUGUGUGGUGUUUGUGCUAGUCAUCUAGUCAAACACUCCCUGUCGCUAUUUAAUUAUAAGUAUUUCUAUUUAAUGUUUUGUGUAUUUCAGAUUUUGUGCGAGGGAAAGGUUUGUGAAGCAAUACUUUAUUCUCUGCAAACUUCAGAAUUUCAAUCUUCCAAAGCCUAUAUCUGGGAAAAUCUUUUUGAUAACCCUCAAUGCCAAAUGUAAAGAAGAAAGGCAGCAUGAUUUCUGAUGGUAUUGGUUGUUGUUUUUUAAUGGUAUCUCGCUGUCCCAUGGUUCAGGCCAUACAUUCGGGGAAGUUUAAAGUGGUUUCAGGAUAGUCACCACUGGGAUUAUUCGUGUGUGUGUGUGUGUUUGUUUGUUUGUUUGUGUGUGUGUGUGUGUGUGAGAGAGAGAAAUAGAAAGACAAAAUCUGGUGGAGGGUCUAAACCCUUUUUCUGCUCAUUAAGAAAGGCCGUAUCUUCAGGCCUUUGAGCUGUGCCUUGUUCUAUGCAAUAUUACAGACACAUUCAUUUUGAGGAAAAAUAACCCAUCAACUGAUGAUCACUGUAUUUGCAUCAAUGUGUGGACUGUAAAAUAUAUAUUAAAUAUGGACAUGUGUCUAUGAAUUUGAAACAGUCUUACUUUUCUAGUUUUAUAUCAUACAAUAAACGGAUAAAAAUGA
This is a messenger RNA of Pimephales promelas (fathead minnow), 4486 nucleotides long. RefSeq names its product SERTA domain containing 2b (gene sertad2b). Gene Ontology annotation, molecular function: transcription regulator activity. The record is from RefSeq and is a predicted model, not a curated record. Gene Ontology annotation, cellular component: nucleus. NCBI's taxonomy places the organism in Eukaryota, Metazoa, Chordata, Actinopteri, Cypriniformes, Leuciscidae.